UAGGCGUUUUCCACAUGUGUUUACAGGCACUACACAGACGCGUCGCGUUAAAGCGCGUACAGCUUCACCACAACUGACUUUGAAGUUUACUUCUUCAUCAGAAUGGAAAACACACCUGUAAUGUCUAGCUGACGGCGCGGAUAUAAACGAAUUAUGUCUGCGAGAGCACAUUGUUGCUUUUCUGUAUGAUCAUGGCAGCGUCGGAACGCGCGAGAAACUUUGAAGUUAAACGGAGUGAAACCUGGAAGCGUCACAUUAUUAGACAACUGAAACAGCGCAACGUGACACAGACGAUUGUGUUUCAGGAUAUUAUACAGUCAUAUCACAGUCUGCUGGAGAAGUCCAAACAAAGAGCCCUUAUAGCCAAAGGUAUUCUGGGAACAGGAACAAGGCAUUCACCAGUCCCUUCCUCUGAGGAUAAUUUGGCAUCUCUAAAGGCAACAACUGGUGAGCUUGCGUACCAAGUGGUGGAACUGCAGCAAAGAAUUCAGACAAAGGAAGCCACACUUGAUGAACAACAUAUCAAGUUGAAUGAGGUCCAAAACUAUCUCAGUGUUGUGGCAUCAAAACACAGCACUCUUCAGAAUCACGUAGCAGAAGUGGAGGAAGGGAAUCACCUCCUGAAACAGAAAUAUGACGCCCUGCUGGAGAAGCACCGCCACAUGGAGGAAACAUAUCGGAAAGAGAAAAGUCGCAGUUCUGAUAUCGUGGAACGCAUGAUGCGACCGAAACAGCAGGCUGCUGUCCGCAUGAACCAUCGUUAUGAGAGGAGAGUGAGAGCCCGAGAAGCCAACCUCCACAAAGAGCUUCAGAUUGCUGCCAGUAAGAAAGUGAAUAUAGAUGAAGAGUCUGGAAAUAUGUCACCUCCCAAACCAUCAUCACCAAAAUGUGAGACUUCAGAAAGGGUGGAAAGACCACUUUUCAGGUCUGCUUCAGCGACGUCCCCCCGUUUCAUCAACUCUUUCAAAGGUUUUUUCGAGAGAAAGAUCAGAGGUAAAUCUGUGUGCAGUUUUGAGGAAGAUCACUACAUACCAUUAGGCAUCUGUCUGACUGCCCGAGUCCCAACUAAGGCGAUAUUUGCACUGGAUGCUCAUGAGUUGGGAAUCAAUGCCGUGAGAUUCAGUACCAGAUCAAACCUGCUGGCUACAGGAGGAACUGACAGAGUUAUUAAACUCUGGGAUAUUGAAGCAGGAACUCUACAGAAUAGAGGUACACUAGAUGGAAGUAAUGAAGGGAUUACCAGCAUUGAGUUCGACCCUACGGGCACUCGGAUUUUAGCUGCGUCAUAUGACAAGUCAGCUCUAUUUUGGAGACUGGAUGACAGCGUUCCCAAGGUUACAUUGACAGGCCAUUCUCGUAAAGUGACAGCAGCCAGGUUUAAAUACAGUCAGAGACAGGUGGUGACAGGCAGUGCGGACCGAACCGUAAGGAUAUGGGAUCUCCAGCGAGCAGCAUGCAUACAAACCAUUGAAGUGUUAUCUUACUGUAGUGAUGUUGUGUGCUCAGAGUACUUCAUCAUCAGCGGCCAUUACGACAGGAAAAUACGCUUUUGGGACAGCAGGGCAGCGACGUGCACACAGGAAGUUCCUCUUCAGGGCAGGGUGACAUCAUUGGACCUCUGCCCCGAUCACAAACAGUUACUCAGCUGCUCCAGAGAUAACAUCCUACAGCUGGUUGACCUGAGAAAGAGCAAUGACAGGGUGGUUUUCAGGGCGGAGGGCUUCAAAUGUGGAAGUGACAGCACCAAGGCCAUCUUCAGUCCGGAUGGAAGUUAUCUAGCAGCUGGCUCUGCAGACGGUGCUGUCUACAUAUGGAAUGUGAACUCAGGAAUGCUGGAAAAAAGGCUUCCCGACAUGCACAGUGCUCCAAUAAGUGCCGUGGCUUGGUCAUUGUCGGGCGAACAUGUCGUAAGCGUGGACAAGAGUCGUCGAGCUGUGCUCUGGUGUGAUAUCUGACGACAGAUGUGUUUCCAGCUUAUCAAACAUAAGUCACUCCUGGAAAAGCACUCAGGGACGUCAUCGAAACAACCGUGUUGGGUUGGAAACUUCACACUAUGCAUCCCAUCAACAAUAAGACCCCUGUGAAAGUCUUUGUUGCUAAUUAGAUGUGUUGUUUAACAGUACAGACAAAUGUGCUAAUGUUACAGAAGUCUGGCGAAUGUCUGGGUUUAGUUUUUUAAACUUCCUUCCAAAUGAAUAACAGAGGAAGAACACAGGCCUGUACUACCCUUUUUAGCAACUUGACAAUCUGACCGCAUUGACUUUAACCUUUGACAUAAGCCAUUGACAAAUUACUAUAAAAAAUAAAAAGGGAAACAACCUUUUUUAAGACCAUGACAGCACAUUUCUGAAUACACGGAAACCCGACCCGUUGUGCAUUUAUAUCCAAGGUUGUAUUUUUAGGGAGCAUGUAAUGUAAAAUGUCAUUUUUUUUAUUUCCCCUUACUUGAAUGCUUAUUGUACAUUGUAACAAGCUGACAUGGAUUUCUAAAUACAGUAUACAAUCUAAAUGUGAAUAUAAAUUAAAACACAGCCUCAGGGAAGUGCUCAGUUAUAAUAGUUUUUUAAAAAUGAAUGAGAUGAAGCCUUUGCCGUUCGCCACACACCUUAGUGCUGCCAUAGAGACCCAGUAUGCUCACAGCUAAACCACACUCAGAUUAGCAUUUAAAAGAGCACUCUGUCUGAUCAUAACGCAUUGCUUUGACUGACUUUGAAGACCUAAAUUACUGCCAUCAGACAUCACAGAAGUCCAGCGUCAUUCACAGGCCGGCCUAUGAUUUGAUUUGCUACCUUCAUUUGCAUGUUAAGUACGGGUUGGAUGGGGAAAGCUUAAUGCUUAGUUUAUGCAGAGUGUGUUUUACAAUUCUGACAUUUAUUCAUUUUACACUGAUUCUGUAUUAGUUCAUACGAUGAAGUGUUAGACAUCACUGAUUUACAUUGUUACAAAGAACUGAUCUUAUGAUUGACCAAAAGAAAGCAUGUCCAGGGGCCUGUACCACAAAAAAUGGUUAAGUUGGCUAGCCAGGUAAGUUUAGUGUUAGUUUAUGCCAAUUCUAGGUUUUGGGUAGCUCGACUUUAAAGGAUAAGUUCACCCCAAAAUGAAAAUGUGUCUAUAUUUUACUUGCCCUUAAGCUAUGCUGUAUAUGACUUUCUUCUUUCCGCCAAAUACAGUUGGAUUUAUUUUUAAUAUUCUGGCUUUAUAAUGACAAUGGAUAGUGCCUCAUUUUUAAAGCUCCAAAAAGCACACACAUCCAUCAAAAACUAAUUUAUACAAUAAAGAGCCAGAGAAGAAAGCUGAAAGAAGAAAGUCAUACACCUAGGAUGGCUUUAGGGUGAGUAAAAUAUAAUUUUUAUUUUGGGACGAGCUGUUCCUUUAAGCCAUGUUCUGCGCAAUAGUAACUUCCGCUACAUGGCUAACCUGCUCUGGGGCAGAAAUGCAACCAAUCAGCUGUGAGCAAAGUAUAUAACUAUAGUUUAACAAUGGUAAAUAAUGAGAACAUAUGAAUCAGUCAUUAGUGAUUGCCAACAAUUCAAUUCAAUUUUAUUUAUAUAGCGCUUUUCACAAUUGGUAAUUGUUUCAAAGCAGCUUUACAUUAAUAAAAGCAGUGAAAAGCACAGAAAAUCGACAGAUGGCAUAACAAAAUACACGAUAGCAUAAGCAGCUAAAUUUGCUGCGGCUAUAAAUCAACAUUAAAAGCGAGCGUAUUACUAAUUUAACGUAUAGAAGAGGGUGCUAAGUUAAGCCCAAAAAGGCUGCCUCCCCGGGUUGAAAAACCCCUUAGGAGAAAAAAACCUGGACAUUUUAGCCGGGGAAAUAAAAAAGUCCUAGGAGGGAAAAACCCUUGGGAGAUAUAUAUAUAUAUAUAAUAUACAUGUAAACGGAUAAGGUGAUUAAGCGGAGAUUAAGCGGGUUCUUCCGGUGAUCGUUGGUCAGGCAUCAGCUGGGCAUCACGUUGAAGGACGGCCAGUAGAUCAGAGGUGUGCUGACUUUCACAUUUACCGGAACUGGGUCUGUUUGUCUCAUUGUCCUCGGGGUCGAGGACGAGACAGGGAGAGAGAAACAAAAUCCUAUUAGCGUAGGGGCCGUUCAUAUGUAAUGCAAGUGUCACACAGUGAUGUGGUUCAAAUCAGCUUGGUUCCAGACAGGCUAACUAUUGCGGCAUAAGUAUGUUACCCACAGUUGAGGAUUUAGCAAAUUGGGGGCCCAAUGCGAAGGUAUUUAAAGUAACUAUGGGUCACCAUCCGAUCUUUAAAAGAAAAUGAAACAUGUCGACCUGUUUGCACCACUCUCCUCUAUUGUUCUGGCUGUAUAAGUGACAGCACAUCAAUUUUAAACCCACUAAAUGGGCGUUUGCUACCUAAAUAGGGCACUUUUGGCCACCUAUUAGCACAGCCUAUAAACACUAUACCAAUUUGUUUUGGUAUAAUCGUAUUCUGAUGAAUAUAUAGUGUUAUAAGCCCAUCCUUCAGUCUCCGUUCUCUUUCCGCUUCCUUACGCCAAGUCAGUUUUGACAUUGACAGACAACGGGUGAAAGAGUUACAUGUGCUUCAGAUCCAUGGUGAAAGGAAGUCAUUCCGCACAAAAGAGGCUUUUACAGACACUCCGUUGUUGUUUUUGAUUUAUCUACACACUUGUGUCAUCGAACUGUUGUGUAUAAAUGAAUAUCGCUCUCGUAUUCGUGUAAUACGAGAGCCUCUAUAUCAGCAUGGCUGUGAUUGACUCGUUACAGUCUCUGGUGUAAUCGCAGCCAUCCUGUAAUAGACUUUUAUCGCGUGAUUAUGAGCGUGAUAUUGCUUUAAUAAUAUAUUACACUUUUUUUAUAUUUGUUUUUUUUUAUAUGGACAGACCAAACAAGCUAGCCUGGUUAAAAGUUAUAAGUUAUGGUCUGGCAAAGCUUCGUAGACAAAUAAUUUCCAAAGGGGCGUCACCAACGGAAGUCGCUUAAAUGCCUCUGGACGUAAUUGGAUAAACCUAAAACAAAUCAGAUCGAAGAAGACGACGUAUGCAGAGUAAGACAGCAAUAACAGCUUUAUUAGAUAUGAAGGCUUUGAGUGUUGUUCUUUGCUCGAGUUUUAACGAAAACUAAAAGUUUAAAUCGCUUAAAACAGACGCGAUAGCUGAUUCAAAUGAGUGAUGUUCCACGCCGGCAUCCAUCUUUGUAAUGUACAAAAUCUGCUUUACCGUCGCUGCACUGUAGUCAUCGUAGAAAGACCGCCCCAACAUUCCUGAUUGGUGCUGCAAUUUCGACGGAUUAGAAAUGGGCUCUUUGCCAGACUUACUUGCAGAGCAAAUCUAAAUUUGCCGGAAGUUGUCUGGGUUUUCCCAGGCUACAAACAAGCAAUAAAAAAGCCAAACUGCCGUUAUAAGGACCAAUGACUGUGUCAAUAAAGUCUGUUGUUUUGCAUAUGAAUCCAUAGCAUAUACUGUAAGUAAACAUGACUGUCUAUGUUCUGAUAGGCAUGAGUACUAAAUAGGACCUGAGACUAUUUAAGAAAUGAUCCUUUCAACAAUGUAUCAAUGAUGAACCUUAAGACCCUGUUACCAGAGUCUGUCAUUUUACAUAUUUUGUUAAGUAUUUGGGGGGGGGUUGUUUUUGAUAAGCUUAUAAUUCCUUAAAGUUUAUUUGUACAGUAAACUGAAGGUAACAAGGGGUAGUUGAAUGCUUAGUGAAUGCAGUCGGCACUACAGUUUUAGCAAAAGCUAAAAAGUUACAAACGAAAUAUCAAUUCAAUGAUAAUGUCAUUAUAAUGUGAAGUAUGAUUGUAAUUGUUUGUUCCAGUUGAGUUUAUUAAGACUAUUUCUAAAAUCCCUAUUUAAGACAUUUGAUGUUUUUCAAACUAGCUUCUGUUCAUUCAUUAUAUGUUAGAUAAUUUAACAUAUCUAGCAGUGACGGCCGGUGACUUCUCUUCAGAGAGGCGCAAAUUCAUAAUAUGUGUUCGGAGUGUCAUGUGUAUUGCUGGUCAUGUCAAAAUAUGUGUUUGUGCGUCAUGUGAAGCGUGUGCAUCAUGCGUCUUGUCAAAAUAUGUGUGAGGUGCACAUGACGCAUCAAAAUUAUUUAUGAUAAAAGAGACGCUCACGUUCACAAAAUACUUGCAAAACUUAAUAGUAAAUUCUGAUUACACAUGAGAUUAAGCGAGUAUCUGGCGUUAGAGAUCUUCUCGGGUCCAAAAAAAUGUACCCGAUCCAAAAUAACCUGAAUCACUUUAUACCCGAACCCAACGUGCAUAAAUAAUUUUUUUUGUUAAAGACAAACCCGAACCCAGACAAACCUGAGAAAAUUAGACCCGAGUCCGACCCGAAUGUAAACGGCACCGAUGUGUGCAGUCUGCAGCCGCGCACGUAGCAGUCAGACAGAAAGAAACCCCGCUGGUCUCGCAACCAAUUUGGCGAGCUGCUCCAUUUGUUUGAAGACGACACCCAGGCCACUGCUAUAAUGUACAUUGACUGACAUGUCUGACUCAAUGAAAAUUAACCUACCGCCAGCCACACAAUGUCGCAAGCACUCUUGGCAAACAGAGGAGAGGUUUGAAAAGGACUUUGAAGCACAUGAGAGAGUUUGGGUUUUCGGGUCCGUUCGGCUAAAACACAUUCAUUUUAAAUUACCCGAGACCCGAUGCCGCUAAUAUAAUACCCAACUCGUGUCCAAGGCACACAUCAAACUUUUAGACCCUAACCCGAUCUGGUCUCGGGUUGGACUUCAGGUUUUUGGAUCCAAGUGGACCCGUGAAGACCUCUAUCUGGCGUCUCUUUUAUCAUAAACCCCUUAGAAGUGUCUGCAGCAGGCUUGUAUUUUGAAAUCACACGUGAUGCACAUAAGUUCACAUGACAAACACAUUUUUUGACAUGACGAGCCUUACACAUGACAGGCUACAAACAUGUUGUGCACCCUCAGAAAAGAAGUCACUGGCCGCCACUUAUAUCUAGUUUCCACAACAAUAUCUGUAAUACUUAAAAAAGUAAUGGAACACCAAAGUGGACCCUACUAGUGGAAAGUGCCGGUAAUAAGUUUAGCAUUGAUUUUAGGACAUUAUUAACGUAUCUUAUUUCUCCGACUGUUUUAGUGUAUAUACACUUUUUAAUGACGAAAUAAUGAUGCUAUGGGUAUUGCUGUCUUGUCAUAUUUUGUUUCAUUUUUUUUUAUGUGACUUAUGUGAUGGAUUCCUAAGGGUAAACUGGCAAAGCAGUGUUACAAACGGCACAAUGAAACACUAAAAAGUUGGAUCAUGGAUGCAAUUAAUAAAACCAUGUCAU
This is a messenger RNA of Paramisgurnus dabryanus, 7251 nucleotides long. RefSeq names its product protein Atg16l2-like. The record is from RefSeq and is a predicted model, not a curated record. Gene Ontology annotation, biological process: autophagosome assembly. Gene Ontology annotation, molecular function: protein binding. NCBI's taxonomy places the organism in Eukaryota, Metazoa, Chordata, Actinopteri, Cypriniformes, Cobitidae.